CUGAGCUCCUUCGUUUUCUUUUAGACCAGUUUCUGUUCAUGUACUUCAAACCGCCUUCUUUUUAUCACAUUACAGCAAAAGCCAUCGUCUUCUGAAAUGUUUUCGCACCCUUGAUAUUGCAGCUUGUUAAAAAGCCUCAGCCUAUGGCGGGUUCUGUGUGUAGCCAUGAUGCAUGACAGGAAAGUUGUAAACUGAUGUUUUAAAGUUUAUGCCUUUCUGAAGAUCUAAUAUUAGAAAGCUGUCCCUCCAGUUACAGCUAUGUCUGACAAACACCAUUGUUCAUGUUGCUCUCAUCCAGUCUCCUCCCCAAGUGUUCUUCAGACUUUGGAGGAAAUGGAUUUUGAAAGAGGUAUCUGGUCAGCUGCAAUGGAUGGAGACCUGCAGAGAGUGAGGCAGUUGCUUCAGAAGGGGACUGAUGCAAACAGCAGAGAUUCAGCUGGGUACACAGCUCUGCACUACGGGAGCCGUAACGGCCAUCUCUCUGUCUGCGCCUUUCUCCUGGAGAACGGAGCGUGUCCAUCGCCCCAGACGCCGGGCGGGGCCACGCCACUCCAUAGAGCAGCUUACUGCGGCCAUCUUGAUGUGGUUGGGCUCCUUCUACGAUACGGAGCCGACCCUUCGCUUUGUGACGAUGAUGGUGCCAAUCCUUUACACAAGGCUGCAGGACAGGGUCACACAGAUGUAUGUCGGCUGCUAAUAGACUGCUGCCCAGCUCUGCGCAGCCAGAUGAACCAGAAGCUCCAGCUACCCUACCAGCUGGCUCAGCAGGGAGAUCUGCAGGAGCUCCUGAAACCACCUGAUCAGAACGGACAGAGACAAUAAAGUCAUACUUUGUCAGAGAAUAAAAAACAUACAGGAUGAAGACUUUGCACUCAUCAAGAAAUGAGUAAAAAUGUCCUAAAUUAAGUGCAUUUACCCUUAUUUUGAGUAGGUAAAUGAGAUAGUUUACCAAUGGAAUGAGGAUAUUUAGUCUUAAAAUAAGAUAGUUAGAUAAUGUGCAAUUGA
Cyprinodon variegatus (sheepshead minnow) is the source of this 1005-nucleotide messenger RNA. RefSeq names its product ankyrin repeat domain-containing protein 39-like (gene ankrd39). Gene Ontology annotation, biological process: innate immune response. The transcript has 4 exons. The record is from RefSeq and is a predicted model, not a curated record. Gene Ontology annotation, cellular component: cytoplasm. The coding region runs from base 259 to 822 and encodes 187 amino acids. NCBI's taxonomy places the organism in Eukaryota, Metazoa, Chordata, Actinopteri, Cyprinodontiformes, Cyprinodontidae. Gene Ontology annotation, molecular function: protein binding.